Lithohypha guttulata is the source of this 1347-nucleotide messenger RNA. RefSeq names its product Coproporphyrinogen-III oxidase (gene HEM13). Bases 1 to 1347 code for a protein of 448 amino acids. Lineage: Eukaryota; Fungi; Ascomycota; Eurotiomycetes; Chaetothyriales; Trichomeriaceae. The transcript has 2 exons. The record is from RefSeq and is a predicted model, not a curated record. Gene Ontology annotation, molecular function: coproporphyrinogen oxidase activity. Gene Ontology annotation, cellular component: cytoplasm.
AUGCCGCUCAGGCAGAGUGCAGCAAAUAUUGCGCCAGCCAUUCGAUCGCUCAAGAGAUGCAGAUGCGGUUCCAAGAUCUCCUACCAACAACCGCAGCAACGAUGUCUUUCCUCAACACCUAUUCGCGCUGCCCAGCCGGAAAUACCACGAGAGCCGAUGAAACGGAAGUACGAACGAGCACAGGUCAUCAUCGGACUAGCAGUUACCGGUGCUCUACUCUACGACCGUUUCAUUCGCAAUCCUGUCGAGGCUGAGAUUCCUGUACAAACAGCUGCUACGCUAGCUGAGGUGGAUGAGGUGACCAGACGGAGAACAAAGAUCAGCAGAAACUCUCCUAUGCGUUUGCGCAUGGAGGCUUUGAUUCAAGAACACCAGAACCGAAUUGUCUUUGCUUUGGAACAAAUAGACGGGAAGAAGUUCAAGAGGGAUGCUUGGAACAGGAAAGAGGGUGGAGGUGGUAUCUCGUGUGUCUUACAGGAAGGGAAUGUUUUCGAAAAAGCUGGAGUCAACACAAGUGUAGUCUACGGUACAUUAAAUCGACCUGCCAUUGAAAAGAUGAGGGCCGAUCACAAGUCUUUUGUCGGCUCGGACGUAGACAAGCUCAAUUUCUUUGCUGCUGGCAUAUCUCUGGUUCUACACCCUCACAACCCCAUGGCUCCCACAGUCCACCUGAACUAUCGCUAUUUCGAGACCUCCGAUCCUCGCGAUCCAGUCAAUGCGACCGGCACGGCCAAGCAUAAUUGGUGGUUCGGAGGAGGCACUGACCUCACACCAAGCUACCUCUUCGAAGAGGAUGGACAACAUUUCCACAAAACCCUCAAGGCGGCUUGCGACAAGCACGACAAGGACUUUUACCCAAAGUUCAAGAAAUGGUGCGAUGUUUACUUCAGGAUACCACAUCGAGACGAAGCAAGAGGUAUUGGUGGUAUAUUCUUCGAUGAUCUCGACGCCAGCAGUGCUCCGUCUGCAAAGAAUCCUCAGGAAGAGCUUUUCCAGUUCUGCGUAAGCGGGCUUGAAUCUUUCUUACCGUCCUAUCUGCCCAUUGUCAAAAGACGAAUGGACAUGCCGUUUACGCCGGAGCAGAAACUUUGGCAGCAGAUUCGACGUGGUCGCUAUGUUGAGUUUAACCUAGUUCAUGAUCGAGGGACAAGCUUUGGUUUGCGCACGCCCGGAGCGAGGAUAGAAAGCAUUCUGAUGAGCUUACCACUGACGGCGAGAUGGGAGUACCUGCACCCUAUCUCAGGCACGGGCGUCGAGCCACCCAUCGAUGAGGAAGACCUUGACCCAACCGAGCGCAAGGAGCAGGAAAUCAUGAAGGUUCUUAAGACACCACGGGAAUGGGUAUAA